UCUGGAUUAUAAAAUCGGAAAAGAGUUAGCAAAGUACAUGAAGGAGGAUCUUGCUCAACUUCGCCAAGAAGUAAUGCGCAAUUUCCUGAAAGAAGAUGAAGUUUAUGAUCCAAAGAAGCAUUACUUUAAAGAAUGGAUCCAAAUUACAUUGAGACAUCUGUGCAACCUUUAUGAAAAUCCAUCUGCUCCUUUGUGCCGGGAACAGUACAAGGACUGGUUUACAGUCAACCUGUUUGGAAAUUGCUUCAAUUUCUUGAUGAGACACCCAAAAAUGUCUACGGAUAUCAAAAGGACAGAUGCACCAUCAACUGCCUCAGCAAAUAGGAAAAAUCGAGCUAGAAAGCCAAAACAAAGAAAAUUGACCGGUAGAAAGAUUAAUGGAAUUAUUCAUCAUCCAACUUAUAAUAUAGAGUUGGGUGCACUUGAAGCAGCAAGAUCCUUCGUAAAUGAUGGAGAUAGAAAACUUCUUAUUGAGUCUUUUAAAAUGCUGAAGACUUUGAAAGACAUUUUGUUUGUAAGGUUAUGGUUGGCUGGAGGGUCUAUAUGUAUCUUUUCGAAAGAUGAUAUUCAUUCUAUCUCUGAUCACUUUUCUAAAACGAGCCAUUUAGAUUUUCUUAAAUUCCUAAAAGCAAUUGUGCGAAGUCAGAUUAUAAUUGAAAACAAUUUAAAGGCACUUGGAUUCAUCGAACAGAAGACCCCAAAGAAAGAUGAUUUUAAUGAGGAGGAUCUUAUUUCAAAAAUCUUAGGCAAUGACCAGGACCCUUCGCGACCAACAACUCCUGAAAACAAAAUUUAUUCUAUUGUAGAUUGCUUCGAAACACCACAUAAAAGGAAAAUAAGCCAAAUAAAAACACCAAGAAAAAUGACAGAUAAAAAGAGAAGAACCAAAUAA
Funneliformis mosseae is the source of this 892-nucleotide messenger RNA. The record is from the annotation of a GenBank genome assembly. NCBI's taxonomy places the organism in Eukaryota, Fungi, Glomeromycota, Glomeromycetes, Glomerales, Glomeraceae.